This is a messenger RNA of Henningerozyma blattae CBS 6284, 483 nucleotides long. RefSeq names its product DNA-directed RNA polymerase core subunit RPO26 (gene RPO26). Gene Ontology annotation, biological process: DNA-templated transcription. Bases 1 to 483 code for a protein of 160 amino acids. The record is from RefSeq and is a predicted model, not a curated record. Gene Ontology annotation, cellular component: RNA polymerase I complex; RNA polymerase II, core complex; RNA polymerase III complex. Gene Ontology annotation, molecular function: DNA binding; DNA-directed RNA polymerase activity. NCBI's taxonomy places the organism in Eukaryota, Fungi, Ascomycota, Saccharomycetes, Saccharomycetales, Saccharomycetaceae. The transcript is spliced from 2 exons.
AUGUCUGAUUACGAAGAAGCUUUUAAUGAAGGUAAUGAACACUUCGAAGAUUUUGAUGCAGAGCAUUAUUCUGAUGAAGAAAACUUUAAUGUAGAGGCUAACAAUGCAAAUAACAAUAUAGAAGGAGCUGAAGCCAAGACUGAAGAUGGUAAAACAAUUAUCACCGGUGGUAAUGGGCCAGAUGAUUUUCAGCAGAUUGAAGAAGCUAGAAGGAAGACUCUAAAAGAACAAGCUAUUCCAAAAGAAGACAGAACCACUACUCCAUAUAUGACUAAAUAUGAAAGAGCAAGAAUUUUGGGUACAAGAGCUCUUCAGAUAUCUAUGAAUGCUCCAGUCUUUGUUGAUUUGGAAGGUGAAACCGAUCCUUUGAAAAUUGCUAUGAAGGAAUUAGCUGAAAAGAAGAUUCCAUUAGUUAUCAGAAGAUACUUACCAGAUGGUUCUUUUGAAGAUUGGAGUGUUGAAGAAUUAAUUGUUGAUUUAUAG